AUCCAUUUUAAAUUUAUAGACAGGGAAUACAAUCGCACUGUAUUUAUCAAACAACUUUUUAAAAAAGAUUCAUGAUAAGCGCAGCGAUAGUUUUCAAACAUUGUAUGUUCAAUUCCUUUACGAUUCAAACGGUCAACAAAUCGAUCGCAACAAACAAAAUAUAAAUUUUCCAUUUAACUUAAACGAAUACAUUUUAUUUGCACAAUGGGAGAGCGUAAUAAGCGUCCAGUUAUCCUGCUGAAGGUCCCAUCCUCUGAUGAUUUUUAUGGAUCGGCAUUGCGCAGCCAUAAUCUAGAUCCCAUUUUCAUUGCUCCCUCACAUUUUGUGUUCAAGAAUUUAAAGCAGUUGCAGGCGAAGCUGCAGGAGCCCCACAGAUAUGCCGGGAUUAUAUUUGCUGCCCCUCGAUGUGUACAGGCGGUUAACGAGGCCCUCGACAAGGCGCCUCUUCCCAGUUGCUGGCGACCCUUGCACAAUUACGCCUUGGGUAAAAACACCCACAGCUCGGCUUGGUUCACAUUGCAAAACCUGCCAACUUUGGGCGAUCACGCGGUGAAUGCAAACAAUCUGUGCGAUUUGAUCGUGGAAACUUUCGGACCCAAAAGGGAUCUUCCGUUGCUAAUGCCCUGUGGCAAUGGUGUUGGUCAGACGCUGCGCCUCCGGUUGGUGGCCCAGGGGUUCCGAGUGGAUGCCUGCGAGGUGUACGAGAGUCGGUCGCAUCCAGAGUUUGUCAAUCAGAUGCGCCAUGCCCUCAAGUUUAAGCGAAUGGAGACGAUCGUCUUCUUUGGACCCUCCAGCGUCCGUAGUGCCUUGGAGUUCUUCGAGAGUUUCAAGGUAUCGCUCAAGGAUCGCAAAAUGAUAGCCGUGGGAAGUGGUACCAGAAAGGCAAUGGAAGAUGCCGGCAUUCAGGCAGAUGCCGUAGUUGAUGCGGCUGACGUGGACCAUCUCAUAAAGGUUAUCAAAUCCUAGUUCAGAAGAGAAUUAUUUUUUCCGUGUUGUUUUUACGUUUUUACUUUUGGUAUGAUUUCAAAAUCUGUUAAGUGUUUAGUGUUUUCAAUGUAAACCAAGCCAUGACGAGUUUUAUCAGAAAUUCAAUUUAAUCGGA
Molecule: messenger RNA, 1102 nt
Organism: Drosophila rhopaloa
Lineage: Eukaryota; Metazoa; Arthropoda; Insecta; Diptera; Drosophilidae
Gene: Uros2
Product: uroporphyrinogen-III synthase
Exons: 1
Coding region: 205-966 (253 amino acids)
Biological process (GO): uroporphyrinogen III biosynthetic process
Molecular function (GO): uroporphyrinogen-III synthase activity
Source: RefSeq, a predicted model, not a curated record